This is a messenger RNA of Monodelphis domestica (gray short-tailed opossum), 6508 nucleotides long. Lineage: Eukaryota; Metazoa; Chordata; Mammalia; Didelphimorphia; Didelphidae. The record is from RefSeq and is a predicted model, not a curated record.
AAAGAAUUAGUCCUUUCCCUUAUGGAAUCCAGGUGGGGAAUGAAACAGAAAAUCUCACUUAAUCUGGAUCCACUUACUCCCCUGAGUUCAGAUGGUCACACUUCAUGUUCUCACAUUCCAAAAAGGAAGUGUUGACUCAAAGCCCCAGAGUGUUUUCAUGACCCAAACAACUCAGUUCAGCAAGCUUCUAUGUUCCGCAUGCCAGACACUUCUAGGGGUUGGGGAUAUAAAAGAAGAAUGAAAGGAGAAGCUUCUGUUCUCAGAGCUUACCUUGGACUGUGUGACCACAAGAUGUGUAGAGAUAAAGAAUACACCAUGAAUGCAACUUUGUAUUGUGUUCUGGCUCUGGGAUCCAGAGAGACCCAAGUCUGUUUCCAAGGGUGUGGUCAGAGGGUGGGGCUCCGGAGCAGGCCAGUUGGAGGUCUGUUUUAUAAGGCUGACAGUGCUCCUGUUGGAGGAAAACUCUCCAUGUUAUCCAUGAUGUUUUCCUGGAUCCCUGAGAGCCUCUCCAGGUUGUGGCUGUGGGCAGCUGGCCUGGUCCUCACGCUAUGCCUGUUCCAAUUGACCAGGCUUCUGGCCAGGAGGCAGAAGCUGCUUCAAGCCCUGGAUAGCUUCCCUGGGCCACCCACUCACUGGCUCUUUGGGCAUUCUAUGGAGAUCCGAGAUGGAGAAUUGGACAAGGUUUUGUCAUGGGCCAACACUUACUCCUGUGCACACCAGCUGUGGUUUGGGACUUUUCUCGGUUUCCUGAACAUAUAUGACCCUGAAUACAUCAAGGCUGUGCUCAGUCGUGGAGAUCCCAAAGCCUGGGACGUAUAUGGUUUCUUCCUACCAUGGAUUGGGAAGGGGUUACUGGUCUUGGAUGGGCCCAAGUGGUUCCAGCACCGGAAACUGCUUACUCCUGCCUUUCACUCCGAGGUCUUGAAGCCAUACAUGGAUCUGUUUGUUGAGUCUACCAAAACUAUGGUGGACAAAUGGGAUAAGAAGAUUCAGACAGACAAGUGUGUCAACAUCUUCAUGGAUGUAGGUCACAUGGCUCUGGACACUCUGACUAAAUGUAUCUUUGGAAGGAGCAGUGGGAACCAGACACAGAGUGACAUUAACUACCAUCGGGCCAUUGGGAAGCUCACCCUGUUGAUGCAAGAGAGAAUGGCGACUUUCCAUUAUCACAAUGACUUCUUCUACUAUUGGUUUACACUUCCUGGCCGGAAAUUCCUUCAAGCUUGCAAGGUUGCCCAUGACCACACUGACAAGGUGAUUAGGGAGAGGAAAGCGGCCCUGAAGGAGGAAGAGGAACAAGAGAAGAUUAAGGAGAAGAAACGCCUGGAUUUUCUAGACAUUCUUCUUGGGGCUGGAGAUGAUAGCAAGUCAGUCUUGUCAGAUGCAGACCUACGGGCUGAGGUGGACACAUUCAUGUUCGAGGGUCAUGACACCACCACUAGUGGCAUCUCCUGGUUCCUGUACUGCAUGGCCCUCUACCCAGAGCACCAGCAGCUUUGCCGGGAGGAGAUCCAGGGAAUCUUGGGAAAUCAUGACACCAUCCAAUGUCCACAUCUUUUCUGCCAGACUAACAAGAUAAUAUUAUCAAAAACUUUCCUGAAAAUAAGGGAAGACCUGGGGAAGUUGAACUACCUUACCAUGUGCAUCAAGGAGAGUUUCCGCCUAUAUCCCCCGGUGCCCCAAGUAUACCGCCAGUUGAACAAGCCAGUUACUUUCAUGGAUGGGAAGUCACUACCUGCAGGUAGCCUGGUGUCUCUCCACAUCUAUGCACUCCAUAGAAACCCAGCGGUGUGGGACAAGCCUGAGGUGUUUGACCCUCAGCGCUUCUCUCCAGAGAACUCCUCUACUCGUCAUCCUUAUGCAUUCGUGCCCUUCUCUGCUGGGCCUAGGAACUGUAUUGGGCAGCAGUUUGCCAUGAUGGAGAUGAAAGUGGUCAUAGCCCUCUGUCUCCUUCACUUUGAGUUCUCCCUAGAGCCCUCCAAGCCACCUAUCAAACGGCUUCAGCUCGUCCUGGGUUCGAAGAAUGGCAUCUACCUCAAUCUGAAGAAGUUGAUCUAGGAAGGAGAAGAGCCCAGAGCUCUGUCUUAUGCCUGAGUGGGAAAUGGGGUUGAGGGGGUGGUGCUGAAAUGGGUUUGCUGAUGCUGGUCGAACAUGAUCUUGGGUCCCUGGGAGCUUGGAGUCCACUACAGGAAUGGCGAGCGACACAAGCACUAGGAUGUUGAUUUUUCUCUCUCCUUGGACACACAUAUAUAGCUAGAUAGGCAAAAAUACCUUCUAAUAGAGGAACAAGCUAUAUCAUACCAUUUUGUAUCAGUUUGCAAGAACAAGUUUAUAGUUCAAACACUUCAUAUUAUAGGGGAAGAAACUGAGGCUCUGUCUUCCUUCAGAGCAUGGCUCAGAUGCCACCUCCUACAGGAAGCUUGUCUCAAUCUCCUCAACUAUUAGCACUUAUUCUUCCUCUUAAUAUUGUAUGAUUUUAUAUACACUUAGCGGUUACUUAUGUACAUUUUGUAUACCCUAGAACAGUGAGGGUUCUAUCCCCCUUUCCACUGUGCCUGAUGACAUUUUUUUCACAUCAUCCACCCCUCUGCCCAGCAGCCCAAUGGGAGUGCACAGGGGGGAAGGUGGGCAGCUCACAGGCAGCAGAGCUGGAGGGGAGCAGAGUGCUCAGGCUACUCCCCUCCUGCUCUCUACAUUUGCUUAGAACAUUCUUCAUAUUACUCACCCCUCUGCCCAGCAGCCCAAUGGGAGUGCUUUCUCCCUCCCCUGCGUGGGGUAAUGGGGAGUGUGGCAGGCAUGGCACUUGGUCUGGGGUGGGGGUUUGGGGGUAAGACCCAGAACUCCAUCUCUAAAAGGUUCACCAUCACUGCUCUAGAAGAAUGGAAGCUCCUUGAGGCUGAUUCAGUUUUGUCUUUAUACUUCCAGUACCUAGGACAGUGCCCAGUACCAAAGUAAGUUGGAUAGAAAAAAGUGUGAACAAAGGCAGAGAAGCUAGAGAAGAGUGGCUGUUUUCAGGAUGCAGAGAAUUCAGAUUGGCUGGAAUUUGGAGAACACCAUCUGCCUUUGUGGGAGGGGAGGGAAAAGAAUAGUAAUAAUGAUAACUAAAUUUAUAUAUCAUUUUAAUAUUUACAAUGUAUUUUAUAUACAUUAUCUCACCUGAGCCAUAUAACAACACUGUGUUGUAGGUGUUAUUAUUAGCUCCAUUUUAUAGAUAGGGAAACGGAGGCUGAAAGAGGUUAAGGGUCUUGUUUACGAUCACACAAAUAAUAGCUGUCAGAGAGAGAAUAUUUGAACUCAGGUCUUCCUGACUCUAUAAAGAAAGUCUGGUAUCAAAUUUUGGAAGUCCCUGAAUUCCAGGAAAGAGUUUGAAUUUUGUACAUAUGGUAAUAGAGAGCCACUGACAAUUUUUGAGCAAAGGACUCCUUCUUUGUCUUUUUUUUUAACCCCUACCUUCUAUCUUAGAAUCUAUACUAAGUAGUGAUUCCAAGGCAGAAAGCAGUAAAGGUUAGGCAAUUGGAGGUAAGUGACUUGCCCAGGGUAACAUAACUUGAAAGUGUCUGAGGCUAAAAUUGAAAGCACGUCCUCUCAACUCUAGGUCUGCUACCUCACUGUCUCAAAGGAUUAUAUAUUUUCCCCCAGACCUAUGCAUUAGAAAGAUUCUAUCUGUGAAGGAUGGAUGGUAGAAGGAGAGACAAUGGAGGUAGGAAGAAAGACUUGUUAGGAAGCUCUAACCAAUGGUUAUGAGGACUGGGCUAAGGCGGUGGCUAUGGGAAUUGUGAUGGGAGAGGAAUGUGAAGGCUGGGGAGGUAGAUUUGAUUGGAUUGGGAAAUUUGGUGGAUAUAAGUGAGAGUCAGGAGAAUUGAGGACCACAUCAGGGUUGACCAUUGAACAAUGGACUGAUAGGAGAAAUGAAGAAGUUAGCAAGAACAGGUUAUAGAGGAAAAAGAAUGAGCAUGGGCUAUCCAAGUGGCAAAGGACAGAUGUGAGAAGCUGGAAAAAAGUAAGAAUCAGUAUCAGAAACAGAGGAGGAGAGAUCAGUUAAGUGGGUUGUCUCUGAAGCUAAGGAAAGAGAUGAACUAAUGGGAAGCAGCCAGGUGGUGCCAUAGUUAAAGUGUUGGACAUGGAGUCAGGAAGACUUGGCUUCAAAUCCUGCUCUAGACACUUUACUAGCUCACCUUGAGCAAGUCAUUUCCUUGCUCUGAGUUUCCAGAUGUCAACCAGGGAUAACAGUAAUAAUAGUCCUAACGGGGCUCAUGAUGGUGAGGAUCAGAUGAGACAAUGCAUUUCCCAGGCCUUUUCAUAAGGAAGGAGCUUAAUAAAUGGUCAUCAUAAUUACAUUGUGAUCAGUUUUAGGAAGCCUUAUGCUCCUCCUGAUACACGCAAUCCGGGGAUGGGGACAGAUAAGCGGGUUCCAGAUUAUAUCUUUCUAAUACCCCAACCCUGUCUGUCCCACACUUCAUAGCAACUCAGCAAGAUAGCUUCUUUCUGCAUCACCUUUCUCCUUCCCUAUGUCACGGCGGUGGAGUGGGGUUUAAUUGAAUCAAUCAAUCAAAUUAUCACCUCAUCUAAAGUAAGUGGUAAAAUAAAAUGUGAUGCCUUUAUAACCUUUACCAGGUUAGAAGGAUCUCAAUUGAAUGCUGUUAAUUAGAUACAUUCCAAUCACGUGUGAAAAGGCCUUAGUCAAUUUGGAGGUCUCAGCUGAAUUUAGUGGUGGUGUACAGGGUGAUGCUGUAUAGAGAAUGUUGAUUGGCUCUGGAAACUUGGUUAUUUUGAUCAUUUAGUCAUGCCUGACUCUGUGAUCCCCAUCUGGGAUUUUCUUGGCAAAGAUCCCAGAGCGGUUUGCCAUGUCCUUCUCUGGUCAUUUUAUAGAUGAGGAAACUGAAGCAAAUAUAGGGUUAAGUGGAUUGCCCAGGGUCAUCCAGCUAGUAAAUGUCUGAAGCCAGAUUUGAACUCAGGAAGAUGAAUCUUCAUAACUCUAGGCACAGGGCUCUGUCUGCCAUGCCAAUUCCAUUUAUAAACUAUUGAACCACUUUGUGAUUGAGAAAGAUUCUGGCAGGGGAAAGGAGAAAGGAAUUUCCUCUUCUCCUUUACUCUUUCACCCCAUUGUCUAGAGGAGGACCUUUUGAACUCGGGAGGUCUAGAGGAAUUUCCACCUUCCCAUCUGUACCGUAGAAUACUUGGCAGAGUUGUCUGCAUCCGGAGCCAAGAUAGAUUCAAGGCUCCAUAAAGAGUCCAGAAGAAAAGCUAUGCUAUGUCUAAGAGGAACAUUUUGGGGACUAACAAAAAGAUUGUGAGUUACGACUUUGACAAUGUGCUCUUUAAGCUUGAGUCUACUUUUCCCUGACUCUGUAUGUCCACGUGGGAGAGUGUGUUAUAGACUUGUGGUGUCUUUUACACCUACUAUUCUUAGAGCAAAUGAAAUCUGGCUGACUAAAUACUAUGAUAAUCAAUAGGGAUAAACCACACUGGUGGGGGCUCAUGAUCUGUAAACUAUAGCAUUAGAAAAGAUACCUCCUCCCAAACCCUGAGGAUUUCCCCUAGACUCAGAGAAAAAGUAGCAGCUUUGCUCUAGGUUCAGUUCAUCAGUUCAAAUGGGUGUUAUGAUAGUUGCCUCAGAGAAUGUGUUAAAUAAAAAUGGCUCCUGGCUCUUUCCCACAAGAUCCUUCAAAGAUCAAGUCAUAAAGGACAUGAAAUGUAGAAAUAUGGGCAAAUUGGGGGCAGCUAGGUGACUCAGUCAAUAGGAAGGGAGGUCCUGGGUUCAAAUUUGACUUUAGAUACUUCGUAGCUGUGCAAUCGUGGGCAAGUCCCUUAUCCCCCAUUGCCUAGUCCUUACUGCUCUUCUGCCUUAGAAUUGAUUUUAAGGGUGAACCCCCCACCCCCAAGAAAUAUGGGUAAACCUAUUUCAAAGAUCAGUUUCCUUCCUGAAAGUCUCGAUUCUUUGUGGCCAUGGUCAAAAUCAGGUUACAUUCUGUAGCUACUGUCUGCAAAGUUUCAUUUGUACUCAACAGAGUUCCUCAGAUGCAAAAAAUUAUUGUUUCUACCUCUAUGACAUCUCUUACCUCUCUCCUUCCUUUUCCACUCAUUCAGCUGCCAUACUAGUUCAGGCCUCUGCGCUGACCAAGUAGAUCCAAGUGGCUGCUGGUGUUUGUCAGUCCCAUCUUCAUUUUAUGUGAAGACCAGACCUCCAGUCCUGCAAUUUUUAAAAAUAGAAAUAGGAAUUGUAACUUGAGGUGAUUUUUUCCAUGUGUGUAUGGGUGAAUCAUGAGAUUUAUUAAAUCUAUUAUGUUUUAAAGCUACUAAUAGUUUCAGAUCUGUAUUUUUAUAUAUGAACAUUUUUCCUAAACAAUUUUCAGUGAAAAUUCAGGUGGUAUCUUUGUAUGUCUAUUUUGAUCACUAAUGUUUCUCAACAAUCAAUGAGUCUGAGGUUAAGAAUUAAAUAACCCCGAAUCUCUACCCCAUUUGAUUAAGCAUUACUUGUCUAAUAAAUGAUAAAAUCUCUUCCCCCUGA